Molecule: messenger RNA, 5778 nt
Organism: Alexandromys fortis (reed vole)
Lineage: Eukaryota; Metazoa; Chordata; Mammalia; Rodentia; Cricetidae
Gene: Rgp1
Product: RGP1 homolog, RAB6A GEF complex partner 1
Exons: 9
Coding region: 165-1340 (391 amino acids)
Biological process (GO): retrograde transport, endosome to Golgi
Cellular component (GO): Golgi membrane; Ric1-Rgp1 guanyl-nucleotide exchange factor complex
Source: RefSeq, a predicted model, not a curated record
GCGGACGCCACCGAUCUCCGAGCCGGUCUCGGAGGGGCGGGCAGGUGAGGACCUCCAUCUAGGAGUCCGCGUUUGUAUCCUGAGACGUGGCGCGCAUCGGUGUCCUGAGCUAGGAUGUGGAGCCUCGAGGGGAGCGGAGACAAAGAUUUGUUUCUGGAGCUGCCAUGAUUGAAGUGGUGGCUGAAUUGAGUCGAGGUCCUGUAUUUCUGGCGGGGGAGGCUCUGGAAUGUUUAGUGACUGUCACUAAUCCCCUGCCCCCGACCGCCACUUCUGCGUCCAGUGAGGCUCUGGCCUGGGCCAGUGCCCAGAUCCACUGCCAGUUCCAUGCCAGUGAGAGUCGAGUAGCCCUGCCACCCCCGGACUCUAGUCAGCCAGAUGUCCAGCCUGACAGCCAGACUGUCUUUCUGCCACACCGAGGUGAGAGGGGUCAGUGUAUCCUUUCUACUCCACCAAAAAUUCUGUUUUGUGACUUGAGGCUAGACCCUGGCGAAUCCAAAUCAUACUCCUACAGCGAAGUGCUGCCCACAGAGGGACCACCUUCCUUUCGGGGUCAGUCAGUCAAGUACGUCUACAAAUUGACCAUUGGCUGCCAGCGUGUCAACUCGCCCAUCACUUUACUCAGGGUCCCUUUGAGAGUUCUUGUGCUGACUGGUCUUCAGGAUGUCCACUUUCCCCAGGAUGAGGCGGUGGCUCCAACCAGUCCAUUCUUAGAGGAGGACGAGAGCGGCAAGAAGGAUUCAUGGCUAGCCGAACUGGCUGGGGAGCGCCUCAUGGCUGCCACCUCCUGCCGCAGCCUCCAUCUGUACAAUAUCAGUGAUGGCCGAGGGAAAGUUGGGACAUUUGGUAUCUUCAAAUCUGUGUACAGACUCGGCGAGGAUGUGGUGGGGACCCUAAACUUAGGGGAAGGAACUGUAGCCUGUUUGCAGUUUUCAGUAAGCUUGCAGACUGAGGAGCGUGUACAGCCUGAAUACCAGCGGCGCCGCGGGACAGGAGUUGCCCCUUCGGUGUCCCACGUGACGCAUGCCUGGCACCAGGAGUCCUGCCUCCAUACAACUAGAACCAGCUUCUCCCUCCCCAUCCCUCUUUGCUCUACCCCUGGCUUCUGCACUGCCAUCGUGUCCUUGAAGUGGCGACUGCAUUUUGAGUUUGUAACAUCCCGGGAACCAGGAUUGGUUCUUCUGCCCCCAUUGGAGCAGCCUGAACCUGCGACCUGGACGGGGCCUGAGCAGGUGCCUGUAGACACCUUCAGCUGGGACCUCCCCAUCAAAGUGCUUCCUACAAGCCCCACCCUGGUCUCAUAUGCUGCCCCAGGCCCCAGUACCAGCAGUAUAACUAUCUGAAGGUGGCCCACAUGCCCACCGUGGCACUAGUUUCUUCAAGACAUUGAAAACUCAACAGCUGGAUCCGGUGGGGCCCGCUUUUCCCACCUGGGGCCCUGCCGCACAGCGAUGAGAACCAGGCUUUCAGCUGUGGCAUUGAUUUAUUUAUUCAGAGUAAACGGGCAGCUGCUAGUGGUUUCCCUGGGAGUGGCAGCAGCAAUGGGCAGUCAGCAGAUGGGUGAUCCUUUAGCUGGAGUGGGGAGCAGGAGCUCUAGGAACAGGGGUGUUAGCUGAGCCCCAUUCUAGGUCGGGUCCUCCCCCUUUGCAGGGAAGUCGAGGGUCAGAUUUUUGCACCAGAGAAAACUGACAGGUUCCUGCUUCCUGGCGCACUUCACACCCAGCGGGGAAGUCAAUGGGAUGCUGCGACCUAGAAAACCAAAGAUUGGUAGUCGGUACAGUGAAAAGCCACCUCUAUGGCGUGCCCUUCCCUCUCAUAGCUGUCCCCCGCCCAGUGUCUUCCAGUGUCCCCCAGACUCUCCAGCUCAGCUCUCUAUAUAAGGAGUUUUUAGUUUCCUAAGCAGGAGUAUUGCCCUCCAGAUCUACCUCAACUCCCCUCCCUCCUUGGUGCCUUCACCUCUGUGGUCGCAUGUUGCUCUCCUGUUUAUUCUUGCCUCACAGAACUUAGUUCCUCCCCGACCGUCCUCCCUCUGGGUCACUUACGUGUCACAGCAGCCCACACCCACGGGGUGCAGACAGGUGCAAUGGAAGCAGUCCUUGCGGAGCCAGGAUUCACCCAGAGUGAAGUAUUUCCCGUCGUAGUGGCAGGGAGCUAGGGAAGGAUGAGAACUGGUCAGUUGGUAGGUGAGAAUUGCGUGUGUCGGCAGCAGUCUCCUCUGGUCUAGGGUGGGAGAGAAGCCAUGCAUACUAGCCCUUGUUGUCGUCCCUCCAUGUCACAGGUUGGAGGACUGAAUAUAUAGAUAGAUAUAGAUAUUCUAACAGGGUCGUCUCUGAGCUCUCGUCACCCCUCAUCUUUCCCUUAAGCAUCAAGCAGUCCACCUUACCUUGAGCUUGGAAGUAACACUUGCUGUUAACUCCUGGGUGCUGCAGGAGCAGAGACACCACCAAGCAGAUGAUCCUCCAGCCUCCCAGGAUCCCUUUGCCCUGUCCAGCCCAGAGCAUCCUUAGAGCCAUUCCUGUAGCUCAGCUCUCUCAGACCCUUGCCUGGCUUUUGUUCAGAUUCCUCUGGCCUUAUCCCCUUGCUUUUCCUGCCUUGCUCCUUGACUCCUGAGUGUCUCUCCUUGGGCUCUGUCUCAUACCAUGCCAGUGCCCUCUGCUCUUACAGGCUGGGGAUGUUUAUAAAGUGAGGACCCUGGCCCCCUGCUGAGCAGAACUGGACAGGCUGUUGCUCUGUUUCCUGAGGUGAGGGCAUGAAAACAAGAGGUCCUGCUUUUAACAAGCUGUGAGAGCUGAUUCAUGCCCCCACACAGCUAGGAGGAGGGAGGUGGCCAUGGAAGGGGCACUGGACUGGGCACUUCCCCAGCUGGGAGGGGGAUGGUUGAAGGCCCCAGGUGGUCCCCAGAUCUCCUUGACCUGCAGAGAGGAAGCAUUCCAUCAACCCUCCCUCCACCACCACCACCAGGGGUGUGUGUGCUGGGAUCCUUGCCUGGACCGGAGGGAGGCAUUUCCUGGGGAUGGCUAAUCCUGUGCCCCAGCCAAACCAAGGAGCUGCAGCAGGGUGCAGCUGCCAGAGGCUCCAGGAGAGCAGUCAGGCAUCUGGAGUGGAGGGCAUGUUUCCUUCAGUUCCUGGGGUGGGGUGGGGGGGCAGGGUUUCCCUGGUGCAUCUGAGAAGUGACUGUCCUCAGCAUUAUGGGGAGAGGGGUUCACCCAUGGGCACCCCAAAGGUAAACUUUCCAUUGUUUUUAUACCCAGUGGGCAGCAGCUACAAGAUUGCCCCAUCCCUAGUAAUGCCCUCCCUCAGAAAAGCAUCUCUUCCAAGUACCCCAACAGAUCAUCCCCCUUCUACAGAGAUGUGCCCUCCCUCACGAUGGAGCAAGGCCUUGUGGGCUUUCGCCUUUGGCAUCCUUUGAGUUUUGCAGGCUCUGGAGAUUCAGGUGGUGACUCUUACUAGCCAUCUGACCUCGCACAAGUUACUUCCCCUCUGCCAUCCUUUCUUUUCAUUCGUGCAUUGCCAGCUCAUGGGCUCAUCGUGAGAUAGCACAUGGGAUGUUCCUAGUAGCGUCUUUGGCCCGUGACCCUCAGAAAAUAGCCUCUUCUUGAGGCUAAAGCUCAGAGACAAAAUGUUGGUGCACUCUCUGGAGGACAGUAAGCAGCUUGCACAGCUGAGGUCUGCUGUUGUGAGUGCCUCUCCAGGCCACAUUUGUGCUCCAAGGUACCCUACUACCUGCUUCGAAAGCAGAUGUGGCCCUGUGAGCAUUUUGGUUCCAGUCAUUAACACCUGGAGUUCCUCACACCUGGCUUGAGCUGCUUUUCCCACCUCAGUACCUUGGGAAGAGGAAUCUCCUUACCCUCCCACUAGCCUCAGGACUCUGCUUUCUCUUAUUUGAUCCUGACCCCCUUUUUUUCCUCGUCCCCUCAUGUGAAUUACUUUCAAGUCUCCACUGCGACACUUGUGAUAAUAGUUUAUCGAUUACUAAGGCCCUGAUCUAACUGGUCUUCUUUACUUUUUACUUCCCCACAUUUCAGAGGCCCCGCUGCUGUCCCCUCUCCUGCUCAUAGGACGUUUGCUCUGGUUUUCCUUCAAGCCUGUAGUCCCAUGCAGCCAAGCUUUACUCCAUCCCCUCGUACAGCAGAUCUGACUUACUUCCGGCAGGCUUUUGUAGAAGCCACCCUGCCUGCCAUCUCUUCAUCCAGCAGCCACUGUCAGUGCCCCUCUAAUUCCUUAGCUGUCUUCCUCCAAGAUACCUUUGGCUUUGGCCGGGGAUGCAGGUCAGUGAUAGAGUGCUUGCCUACCCUCUCCAUGUCCUAGGUUCCCCCCCCCCCCCCCCCACACACACACAAAUUGAGUGAAAGAAAACAAGAUUCCCUUUUAGAGAUGCUGUCAAGACAAAAACAAAGGAAAACUUAGGGUACACCCAGGUAGGCUCCUGUGUAGGGGCCAUGGCCUUGACUCCCUGACAUCUUGGCUGGAGAAGGGAUUAGAAGACAUCAAACAAGCACAGGGUUUAGCAGUCUGGUCAUUAGUUAGCUUUUCCUCUGCUUUGGGGGAACCCACCUGAAGGCUGAGUGUAGGCUAUCUUCUGCACGCACUACAGACUAGAAGUGGGAGCGAGUGGGAAGCUAGAGACCCUGGAGGCAGUGGAGAUGCUGGAAGUGGACUUGGUGGGCACUGGUGUGUGAGCCACACUGCAUUAGAAGGGAGGAUUAGCCUCCUGGAAUGCAGAUGAAGCAGACAUGUGCUGUGAGAGCGUCAGGAAGGAAGCUGGAGCUGAGCAGGACUACUUUCUGAGGUUGCGGAGCAGUGUAGAACUGAUCGAUGGCCUGGGCACUGCGGUAAAUGUGUAGGGGUAUCAGUGGCUUACGUCCAGCCCGCUGAGUCCUUGGAGAGCAGCCUUUGGAGCAAGGGACAGGGCAGGAGUUGGGGUGGGAGUUGGCACAGGCCACCUGUGCAGGGACAAGGAAAACAUCCGCUGGAGGUGGGCCAGGCUGUGUUCCAGCAGUGCAGGCAGGUGCGCAGAGUGAGGAAGUGAGCACAUUCCGGGGCUGAGUCACCCCAGCGCUGCCACUUUGCCCAGAAGGUACAGAGCAUGGCCUUUGAAGAUCAUGGCUCUGGGAGAUUUGAGGACCGAACCCGGGGUGGGGAGAGUCUUGAAAGAGCCCAAAGAAAUCAUGGAAGGGGUUGUCUGCCCAGCUGGCCCCACAGUGCGAAAUGCAAAGCCCCUAAGUUCACAGCUUGUCUCUGAAUAGAGACAGCCAGGCAGGGUAGAGCCUCUGGGAAACUUGAGGGGAGAGGCAGAGGAAAGAUCCUCCAAAGGCGUCCUAGAGAGAGCAGAUCCAGGAAAACUGGGAGGCAGGUGGUACAGCUCACCUGGGUUAAGCUUCUGAGAACAAAGCAUCCAGCAUCCCAGCAGUGGGGUAUUCUGAGCCAGAGGUGCCUGUCCAGAGGCCUGUGUGAAGGACGGGCUUCAGGGAGUGUGGAGAGUUGAGUGAUCUGGAUCUUUGCAGUAGUUCUUGGUUCUGAAAAGGCUUGCUGUGAUGGAAAAAUGAUGUGUGGAUUUCUCGGGUGGACUGGGACAUCGUGUUGGCCGGUGUGGCAAAGGUAGUGAAGGGUGUGAAAAUGAAGCCAUCUCUGUUUGCCGUAGUCACCAGCGCACGGAGAAAUCUCAGGAGGGUUGCCACUAGCGUGAGGCUAACCUGGGCUACAGAGCAAGGCCCUAUCUUAAAAAACAAUUUGUCCUUACUGAAUUUUAAAACAAAAUCUUGAAUAAAAGUUGAAAAUCAA